Molecule: messenger RNA, 1557 nt
Organism: Phytophthora infestans T30-4
Lineage: Eukaryota; Oomycota; Peronosporomycetes; Peronosporales; Peronosporaceae
Exons: 8
Coding region: 1-1557 (518 amino acids)
Source: RefSeq, a predicted model, not a curated record
AUGCGUAAGUUGUGUCAUCUCAGUGUCGAGUCCGUCGAGCUGUUUGUCCAGCACGGCAUCAUCUCCACUGUGGCUCAGGCGCUGCUGAGCUUCCCCGAGGACGCCAUCCUGCAGGCGUCGGCAUGUGGAUGUCUUGCCGUGUUAACACAGAGCAGUGACGGCAGUAAGAACGAGAUGCUAGCGAUAAACGAGCCGAGCAUUCUCAAACUGGUGCUCGCGUCGCUGGAGAUCCAUCGCGAGUACUCGAAUCUCACGCGCCAAGUCCAGAUCUAUGCGUGUGAAGUUUUGACUGAAUUAUGUGACUACGGUGGGUCAUCGACGGUUGCUUCUCUGAUCACCCCUGAUCGUCAGCGAACGACCGAGUCUCCAAUCCAGCUAGCUGUGUCGCUCAUCCAACAGAGUAUGGCUCGCGAAGAUAAGAAAGUGACGUGUUCGUUCUGCAGUCUGUUACUGUGUCUUGCGUCAAAUAGUUCAGCCGCGGCCGCCGAUUUACGUGAGUAUGGAGCCAUCGCAGAUAUCUCACUGGUCAUGGCAAAGUACCCCGUCGACGAAGGAAUUAUCCGAUUUUCCACCGCCGCACUGCGAGAGAUCGCGGAAACCAGUUUGAGUCGCUCACCGUCCAAAAGUGUCCAUGAAAAGGCUCGUAUCAUCCUGGACGAGCACAUCAGUCGGAACCGCGACACAUCACCACGACCAACUAGCAGGAGAGGCGAGUCGGGGCAAAAGUCAACUGGUCGUCGUCGACCCAAGUCUCCUGCCAGCCGUCCCAGUACGUCCUCAGGAAUCCCAGGGCCGAGCAAUAUGCGUUCGUUUGGACAGAUGUCAAGUUCUCUUGGAGGCGCGCCGGGCCCGUCUUUCUUCACGUCUCCAGUGAAGCUACUGGACGACACUCGAAGCCUGACCCCGAAACCCUCACGACUGCCUCCUCCGCGCAGUCGAGAUGAACAUAUCCAGCGAGCAGGGGAGAUGAAGCGACGGAAAAACGGUAAUGAACACCGCGAUCGACUGCUCAUGAAAACCCGCUUUAGUCCGUUGAAGAACAACUACUUGGGGGCAGAUGCAGUGACCUUCGUCAUCCCUCCGCCACUUUCAACCAGCCACUCUCUGGAGCAACCGAUCGUAUCCAAGACACCGACUCGCCCACACUCCGCGCGUCUUACUCCACUAGUGAACGAGCGCGUAAAAAUCUCCCCUGCAAGUUCUGCGGAGUGGGGAAGCGGAGAUGAUGCGUGGCCUAUGGAAUCUAGUAUGAGCACUGGCAACCUGCGUCCACAGACUGCUGUUGUCGUGACAAAACUGACCGAUCCUAUCAACCAACAAGGACGCAGGAUACAGGACCCGGGAAAAAGAAAACCGGAACGACAUUCGCCUCGAACUGGGCCUCCUGCAGGAACUACAUGUAGUAGCUCUUCCGACCUGACAGAGAUGGAUCAAUCGAUGGCCGAAUUGCGCGAGUUUGCGCAACAGCUACUCAAGGAAGAAGCUCGGAUAUCGUCGUUGCUCGCCCAGACUGCAUCCAAGUCUCCCGGACUCAACCGCAUGAUCCUCGAUGUAUGA